This is a messenger RNA of Exophiala spinifera, 1005 nucleotides long. RefSeq lists its product as uncharacterized. The transcript is spliced from 2 exons. Lineage: Eukaryota; Fungi; Ascomycota; Eurotiomycetes; Chaetothyriales; Herpotrichiellaceae. Bases 1 to 1005 code for a protein of 334 amino acids. The record is from RefSeq and is a predicted model, not a curated record.
AUGCUCCACGUCCUGUCUGUGCCUUUUCACAAGCUCAAAGUCCCCCCGCGGGCCUCCUUUCAAGGCCAAACCGUCCUCUGCACCGGUGCCAACACGGGUCUAGCCCGCGAAGCAUGCCGGCACGCUCUCCAACUCGGCGCCUCGAAAGUGCUAAUGGGUGUCCGCACCCUUUCCAAAGGCGAACAGGCCAGAGAAGAUGUCUUGACGAGCACAAAGGCUCCCAAAGACGCAGUUGAAGUGUGGCCGCUCGACAUGGAAUCCUUUGAGAGCGUCAAGACUUUUGCUCGACGCGUCGAGGACCACAUCAACGCAGGUGGCCGCCUGGACGUGGCAAUUCUCAACGCAGGUCUCGCUACGGGGAAGUGGUCACAGACUCGCGACGGCUGGGAAAAGACACUCCAAGUCAAUGACCUGUCGACCGCGCUGUUGAGCCUCAGGCUCCUUCCGCUUCUCGAACGCUCCAGCGCUACCAAUCCACACCUGGUCAUUGUGGCCAGCGACAUACACUUCAUGCUGAACUUGAAGAAUAAUUUCCAAGAACGGCAUGCGAGUGAUAUCCUACAGGCUCUCAACGACAGGCAGAGGUUCGAACGGGGCCAGGCAGCAAAUCCGGCGGAGCGGUACGCGGUGAGCAAGCUGCUCGAUAUAUACAUUGCAAUUGAAAUGGCGGCGUUAGCGUCAAAGCACAAGAGCAAGGUGGUCGUCAACUGUGUGACACCUGGAUUUUGCAAGUCUGAUCUUCUCUCGCCUGCGAGAGGAGAGAAGGCGCCUCUGGUCUUACGGAUCUUGCAGAGGGCACUUGCGCGUGACGUCGUCGAAGGAUCGCUUGCGUAUAUCGAUGCUGCGCUCAAGGGGCCAGAGUCGCAUGGGAUGUUCCUCGAGAACCAGGUUUUUACAGAUCCUGGGUCGGUGGUGACUGGUGAAGACGCGAUCAGGACGCGACAGAAGGUAUGGGGAGAGAUCGUAGAGGUCUUCAAGAGAGAUGAUCCGACUCUUGCGGUGUAG